Messenger RNA from Sesamum indicum (sesame), 892 nucleotides. Its product is annotated as calmodulin. Gene Ontology annotation, molecular function: calcium ion binding. Gene Ontology annotation, cellular component: myosin II complex. The record is from RefSeq and is a predicted model, not a curated record. NCBI's taxonomy places the organism in Eukaryota, Viridiplantae, Streptophyta, Magnoliopsida, Lamiales, Pedaliaceae.
ACCACAUCUUUUCCUCGCCUUUCUUCAUUAGCGACACACUCUCACUCUUUCUCAUCUCUCUCUCUCUCUAACAAUUUAGGAACAUUUAGUUUUUGUAGUAUUUUCCCCUUAGGAAAAAGAUUUUCAUCACUCAAGGAAGAAAAAAUGGCGGAUCAGCUAACUGACGAUCAGAUCUCAGAAUUCAAGGAAGCAUUUUCUCUAUUCGACAAGGAUGGCGAUGGUUCCAUCACCACCAAGGAGUUGGGGACGGUGAUGCGCUCUCUGGGACAGAAUCCAACAGAAGCUGAACUUCAGGACAUGAUCAAUGAGGUCGAUGCUGAUGGCAAUGGGACAAUCGAUUUCCCUGAGUUCCUCAACCUGAUGGCAAGGAAGAUGAAGGACACCGACUCUGAGGAGGAGCUGAAGGAAGCUUUCCGUGUUUUCGACAAGGACCAAAAUGGGUUCAUUUCGGCAGCUGAGCUGCGCCACGUCAUGACCAACCUUGGGGAGAAGCUGACUGACGAGGAGGUCGAUGAGAUGAUCCGUGAGGCUGAUAUGGAUGGCGAUGGACAGAUCAACUAUGAUGAGUUCGUCAAGGUGAUGAUGGCCAAGUGAGAUUUCGAGAACCUUUAGCUAGACUUUAAAAGUAUUAAAGACCAACCAAGAAAGAGGUCAGGGCAGACAGGUUUGAUGAAAUUUCUGUUAGAAUUAAUGACUUUAUUUGGAUGCCAGCAUGUUUUCCAGUUUGCAUUGGUUUCGACUUCUAUUGCUUAGUAUAUGCUUGUUUGCCCCCCAGUUCCUUGUUUCAUUACUUGGGGUUGUUUGUAACUUCAACUAUUUUCUUUCGAACCUACAGCAAUUGGUAAAACUCUUUGAUUUUUUUAUUCUUUUACCAGUGACUGACUUCUUGAUA